AUGUUUGGCGCAUUCCGACCCUCGAUGCCCUCCAUGGGCGGUCUGCUCUGGAAGAACCCGUGGCGCCUCUCGCCGACGCGAAAGAUGCGGGUGCGACAGCGCCUCAAGAACGUCGACGAGGUCAUCGCCACCAUCCAGCAGAGCGGCGUCGAGUGCGGCGCCCUCACCCGCGCACUCGCACUGCCAAAGGAGAGCGAGAUGCUCCCAAAGGACAAGUACACCACCUUUAGCAAAAACGACCGCGGCUUCAGGAAGAGCGUGCACAAGGUGCCCAAAUGGACCAGGCUUACACUACGCGAGAACCCCGUCGGCUACUAG
Pseudozyma flocculosa PF-1 is the source of this 318-nucleotide messenger RNA. RefSeq lists its product as uncharacterized. Gene Ontology annotation, molecular function: structural constituent of ribosome. The record is from RefSeq and is a predicted model, not a curated record. Gene Ontology annotation, cellular component: mitochondrial large ribosomal subunit. NCBI's taxonomy places the organism in Eukaryota, Fungi, Basidiomycota, Ustilaginomycetes, Ustilaginales, Ustilaginaceae. The coding region runs from base 1 to 318 and encodes 105 amino acids. The transcript is spliced from 3 exons.